This is a messenger RNA of Pomacea canaliculata, 1487 nucleotides long. RefSeq lists its product as uncharacterized. The coding region runs from base 42 to 1487 and encodes 481 amino acids. The record is from RefSeq and is a predicted model, not a curated record. The transcript has 8 exons. NCBI's taxonomy places the organism in Eukaryota, Metazoa, Mollusca, Gastropoda, Architaenioglossa, Ampullariidae.
GUAGAACCUGUCUUUGUCAAUCCAGGGAGAGAAAAUAAAUUAUGGGCACAAUCCUACGCUUUAUGAUGUUCUUCUUUUUCUACCUGCUUUGCUUGCCUUUAUGUGUACUGUGCACUGCGACAAACUGUACACAAAUAGUUCAAAACAAAGAUGUUGGAGAUAGCCUCAUUCUUUCAGAAAAUACUUUUUUAAAUUUAAGCAAUAAACUGCCGGAAGUGACUUGUAAGUCAUUUUUAAUUGAGGUAAAAGUGUGUGCAUCAGGAAAGCUACAUAAAUUCUGCAAGUGUCGAUGGACUGUUGAUAAUUUUCUGAAAUGCACAAGUGAAUGUAUCGAUAUGGUGUGUGAGGCUGAUAACUCUGAAAUGCGCAUGUCCUUGCUCGUGAGACGGAUGUACAGUGAAGUCGUGUGGGAGCUCCUCGAAAACAACUCUUUACCAGUUGUGCUGAACCAUACUAAACUGCAAGUAAACUACCGUCCACAAAUCACCCAACUUAUGGUAAAUGACGAUCAGGCUAACAGGACACACACUGUUGAUGAGAAGCAGGAAGUAAACAUCUCAUGUUUCUUCUCAAACGGGAACCCUCCAAGCAAUAUUAGCAUGCUGGAUGACAAUGGGAAUACUUUGAGUUCAUCAAGUGACAGAGAAGGAUAUCUCGUGCUGUCUCGGGAAUUUCGUUGCCAUGAUGUCUGGCCGACUAUCCAUUGUCAAGCCCCUGGUUCGGAACUGAACAGAUCUAUGUCCAUUCUUGUGAGAUGUCUUCCCGAGCUUUCUUUCUUUGCUGCUCAAGUCGCCAAUUGGACAAGCGUCCUACAAGGUCUGACUCUAAGAUUCAAAUCGCACACAAGUAACAUCAGCAAAUGUCUGAUGACAGAGUUGUACUCUGGACAUACCUCCAGAAAUGUGACUUGUACACUAAGUGGAAGAGCUCCCGAGUUUAAUUUGACUUUGCACUUUGGUGAAGAAACAUGGAUUAGACCGGGAAACUGGACUCUGGAUAUCACUACAGAGUUUGGGAUCACAAACAUAACCUUUGAAUUAAUUAACGAUACGGCUCAUACCGGCGUCUCACCCAGUUCAGAAUAUCCUGGCCAACUAACAGAAAGCAACAUACUCCUGGUAAUAUCUGGAUGUCUUUUGACUGUCAUUGUCUUCAGUGCUGGUCUCUCGAUCCUUUGCGUGGUAAAGUUUGCCAAACAUCAUGGCGUACAGGGUGUACAAGGAUUUGAUUCAAAUAACAGCGAAGAACACCAAGACGAUGCACUCUAUGAAAAUCGUGGAAAUGCAAUGAUUGGCAGUGUUGUUGCUGUUUGCUCUUCUGAAGCAGAGCAGCACCAUACACAAACCUUGGGUCAUCGUAAUGCCGACGGGUUGAUAUACGGAGAGUUGGACUUUGGAGACAAAGAACCUUCAGAUGUUAUCAUCGGCUCUUUGCCCGAUAACCACUAUGCACAGAUCAACUUUGCAGCUUCGAUUCAUCCACCUUAG